AUAUGGGCGGAGGCACGGUCGUCCUUCGAAUUAUUGUUGCACCUGUAUCAGAAAAAAUAGAUUCUUGAUCAAGUGUAUUAAAUCAAAACUGACAUAAAAUACUAUCACUCCACUCAGACACAGUGUAGUGUUACGAUAUGACCUUACACACCUUCAAAUACGACUUACAGCACUUGUAAACAAAACAUAAUGGCUAACUUUUAGUGGAAGCAGAAAAUGUCACAAGCUAGUGGGGAUCUCUUGCUUUCAUCUGAAGACAUGCCUGAAGCUGAAUCCUCUGGAACCUUGGAUCAUGUUAGUAAGAAAAAGUUCUCUUCUGGAUCUCUUGCGGGAGAUGUUACAAGGCCCAAGGUGGUGACAGUCAAACAUCCAGAGUCCAAUAAACUAAAACCUACAGCCAAAAAGAACAAGCAGCCGAUUCAGGCCGAUUUAGAUGUAUCUAAGGAAUUUAUAAGGUGUAGAGAAGAUGGUUUAAAGCGUUUAGAUUUAAGUAAAUCCAACAUAACCUUGUUACCCCCUACUGUUCGGGAUCUACAUCAUUUGUCUGAGCUCUACUUGUAUGGUAAUAAAAUUGUAUGUUUGCCAAAUGAGAUAGGCUGCUUGACCAGCCUCCAAACAUUAGCAUUAAGUGAAAAUUCUUUGACUUCUCUACCAGAUUCCCUUGAAAAUCUAAGAUCAUUGAAGGUUUUAGAUUUAAGACACAAUAAAUUGAAUGAUAUACCAGAUGUUGUAUAUAAGCUAACCUCCUUAACAACCCUGUUCUUACGAUUUAAUAGAAUAAGAUAUGUAGGAGAUGAAAUUAGAAAUUUAACUUCAUUAACAAUGUUAAGUCUCCGGGAAAACAAGAUCAGAGAAUUACCCCCAGGUAUUGGUUGCUUGAUUCAUUUGCUAACAUUUGAUGUUUCUCACAAUCAUUUGGAGCAUUUGCCAGUGGAGAUUGGACAAUGUGUGGAUUUAUCUACUUUAGAUUUACAACAUAAUGAACUAUUAGAUAUACCUGAUACCAUAGGGCAACUGCAACAACUGACAAGACUAGGUUUAAGAUACAACAGGUUAACCCAAAUCCCUCCAUCAUUGAGCAAUUGUAAACAUAUGGAUGAAUUUAAUGUUGAAGGAAAUGCAAUUUCUCAAUUACCAGAAGGACUGUUAUCGAGCUUAAGUGAACUUACUAAUAUCACUCUUUCAAGAAAUAAUUUUUCUGCUUAUCCAUCAGGAGGACCUUCGCAGUUCGUCAAUGUGGAUUCUGUCAAUUUGGAACACAACCAAAUUGACAAAAUUCCUUAUGGAAUAUUUUCAAGAGCCAAACAUUUGACAAAAUUAAAUAUGAAAGAAAAUCAACUCACUUCCUUGCCGCUUGACGUCGGAACAUGGACAAAUAUGGUUGAAUUGAAUCUAGGAACAAAUCAGUUAACCAAAUUGCCAGAUGAUAUACAGUGUCUGCAGAGUUUAGAGAUACAUGAGAAGAUGAACGAAUCUCUAUCGAAACAGUAUUUUUUAGCCGCGAUUAAUUUGGAAUACAAAAAUGAAUACGAAUUUGAAAGUGGGACCGAUUGUUUUAAUUUUAUUGAAAGAGAGUUUGGGUUAAACCCAUUUCAAGAAAAUUCUAUAGAGGUUAAUGAAGGUUAUGCAGCCACUUCCAAUAAUAAACAAAGCUUUGCUGAUUAUCAAAAUCAAAUUAAUUGUGACUGUGUCUCUACAAAUGCUAAAGAUGAUGGUGUAUCACAACAAAUAUGCAAUAAUUCUCAAUUUAAAUGUUCUGACCAAAAUGUUGAAAACAUAGAGAUUACUAAGGGUUAUAUAGGUGAUACAACCUCUAAGGAAAAGAUGUCAGAUUAUCCAAAUCAAAUUCAUCCAAUUAAAAUUGAAAAUGAUUAUAUUCCUCAAGAAAAAGAGAAUAUCUCAGAAAGUGUGUGUAAGAAAAAUAUGGCAGAUUAUUCAAAUCUAAUUCAUCCAAUUAAAAUUGAAAAUAAUUAUAACUAUGAAGAUGAGGAGAACAUAUCAGAAAGUGUGUAUAAGGAACACAUCUUAGAUUAUCCAAUUAAAAUUGAAAAUAAUUAUAUCCCUCAAUACGAAGAGAAUAUAUCAGAAAGUGUGUAUAACGAAAACAUCUUAGAUUAUCCAAUUAAAAUUGAAAAUAGUUAUAUCCCUCGAGAUAAGGACAAUAUAUCAGAAAGUGUGUAUAAUGAAAAAAUCUUGGAUUCAAUUAAAAUUGAAAAUAAUUAUAAUCCUCAAGAUAAAGAGAAUAUCUCAGGAAGUGUGUGUAAUGAAAAGAUGUUGGAUUAUCAAAAUCAAAUUCAACCAAUUAAAAUUGAAAAUAAUUCUAUCCCACAAGAUGAAGAGAAUAUAUCAGAAAGUGUGUGUAAGGAAAACAUGUCAGAUUAUCCAAAUCAAAUUCCUCCAAUUAAAAUUGAAAAUAAUUAUAUCCCUCAAGAUAAAGAGAAUAUCUCGGAAAGUGUGUCAUUACUUCAUUAUCCCAAAUCCUGGACGGAUUACUUUACAGAUUGUAAACAAAUUGAUGCAAAUAAAAUUGAAAUAAUUUUUGAGAGUUCUAAAAAUGAUCAAAUUCAAUUGAAGAAUGAUAGGCAAAUUGAAACGAAGCACAGCGAGGACAAAAGUCUUAAAUUGAACUGCAGCAAAUGUAAAAAAGAUUUCUUCUCCUAUGAAGACACCAUGGAUCACUUAAAUUCUCAUCAAGAGCAACAAGUUUGUCAAUUUUGUGGAAAAUCAUUUACUCAAAAAGAAGACUUAUUACAACAUUGUGCCUUACAUACAACAAGAGCGCCAUGUAGUAAUCAACACAAUCUAAAAGAGUCAAAAGAGCACAAGCAAUUUAAAUGUAAUAUUUGUUCACUAGAAUUUGAUAAAAAAAUGGAUCUAAAUAUUCACCUGAAAUUGACUCAUUCUACAAAAUGUCAUAUUUGUAACAAAGUGGUGAAAAACACAAAUUUCAAAAGACACUAUUUACGUCAUGAGACUCUGCAGUGCUCUAUAUGUUUUAUAAAAUUUAGUACUAUUUUUCGUGCCAGAAGACAUUGGAAAACAAUGCAUCCCAAUGCAAAAAUUAAAGCUGUCUUUCCACUUUCUAACAUGGUUUCUGAGGAAAAUAAAAUGCAUUCACAGUGUCCCAUUUGUUUAGGUCCAUAUAAAAAUGAUUCAAAUGUCAGAAAGCAUUUAAAACAAUGUCACAAUAUAUGUAUGGAUGAAGCAAAUAGUCAUAUAUGUGGUCAAAAAUGCUCUAAAGUACAUAAUAUAUGUAUAAAAUAAAUAUAAAGUCAAGUAUAUAUGAAGAAUUAUUAAAGUUGAAGAUAUACCCAGUUUAUUUUUAAUAUUAAUUAUAUAAAUACAUUUGUGCAUUUCAGUGUCCAAUUUGUUAUCUCUGUUACAAUUGUACAAAACUGGUUUUAAUAGAUUAUUAUUUAUAGCAUCAUGUCAGUGUCCAUCAUCAGGAAGUAGAUCUUCAAUGCACACUAUUUCAAAAAUUAUUAAUAAGUAUAUGAAAUUGAUUUAGAAGACUCACCACUCCAAAAACUGUUUAUUAUGUAGCUGUAAUGUAUUUUGCUCUAAAUAUGUUAUUUUAGCAAGGAGAAUAGGCAUUCAUGGUUGAAAAUAAAUAAAAAACAAACCAGACUAAAAAGCUAUUUCUGUAAUAUGUCUCUGUGAUGAAAUAUAUUUUAUUUUUG
This is a messenger RNA of Diabrotica balteata, 3680 nucleotides long. NCBI's taxonomy places the organism in Eukaryota, Metazoa, Arthropoda, Insecta, Coleoptera, Chrysomelidae. The record is from the annotation of a GenBank genome assembly.